This is a messenger RNA of Durio zibethinus, 516 nucleotides long. Lineage: Eukaryota; Viridiplantae; Streptophyta; Magnoliopsida; Malvales; Malvaceae. The record is from RefSeq and is a predicted model, not a curated record.
AUGGAUUCUGGUGCAGCUGCUGGUUCAUCAUCAAGAACCAAUCGAUCUACUUUAGAGAGAGAACGAAGAAUGCGUUUGAGAAAUCUCUAUUCCCAGCUCGCUUCUUUCCUUCCUCCUCAACCAAGGAAGAUGUCGACGUACGAAAUGUUAGAGCAGGUCACCGUAUAUGUAAACCAGCUGCGAAAACGAGUGGAAGAACUCAAACAAAUGAAGUUGCAAGUUGAAGAGGAGUGCAGAGAAAUGAGAAGUGGACCAAGUCUUAUAUCCCCAGUCAUCAAUAUAACAGAAUUGGAUUCUACGCUGGAAGUUAAUUUAAUUGCUGGGAUGGAUACCAAGUUUGCAUUAUGUGACAUUAUCAGUAUCCUUGAGGAAGAAGGAGCCCAAGUUCUAACUGCUACGUAUCAUAAUACAGGGAAUAAGAUCCUCCUUUCAUUUCAUUAUCAGGCGGCCUAUUCUCGAAUUGGAAUUGAAAAUGUCGGAGUGCAUGAGAGGUUGAAGAGACUGCAUAUUUCUUGA